This is a messenger RNA of Elephantulus edwardii (Cape elephant shrew), 2340 nucleotides long. It is a transcript of the gene CAPN8, whose product is annotated as calpain 8. The coding region runs from base 1 to 2340 and encodes 779 amino acids. Gene Ontology annotation, cellular component: cytoplasm. Lineage: Eukaryota; Metazoa; Chordata; Mammalia; Macroscelidea; Macroscelididae. Gene Ontology annotation, molecular function: calcium ion binding; calcium-dependent cysteine-type endopeptidase activity. The record is from RefSeq and is a predicted model, not a curated record. Gene Ontology annotation, biological process: proteolysis. The transcript is spliced from 21 exons.
AUGGCAACUCUGGCAGCCGGACUGUCCAAGAAGCAGGCGGUGGCUAAAGGUCUUGGCUCCAUCAAGCAAACUGUGAAGUACUUGGGUCAGGACUUUGAGUCCCUGAGGCAACAGUGCCUGGACUCAGGGGUCCUGUUUAAAGACCCAGAGUUCCCAGCAUGUCCAUCAGCUUUGGGCUACAAAGACCUUGGACCGUGUUCCCCACAAACUGAAGGCAUUGUCUGGAAACGGCCUACGGAGCUGUGUCUAAGGCCUGAGUUCAUCAUUGGUGGAGCUACCCGAACAGACAUUUGUCAAGGUGGGCUAGGUGACUGCUGGCUUCUGGCAGCCAUUGCCUCACUGACCUUGAGUGAAGAGCUUCUGUACCGGGUGGUGCCCAAGGACCAGAGCUUCCAGAAGAACUACGCGGGGAUCUUUCACUUCCAGUUCUGGCAGUACGGCGAGUGGGUGGACGUCGUGGUGGACGACAGGCUGCCCACCAAGGAUGGGAAGCUGCUCUUCCUGCACUCUGAAGAAGGCAGAGAGUUCUGGAGUGCCCUGCUGGAGAAGGCCUAUGCCAAGCUCAAUGGCUCCUAUGAGGCCCUUGCUGGAGGCUCCACGGUGGAAGGGUUUGAAGAUUUCACAGGAGGCAUCUCUGAGUUUUACGACUUGCAGAAAGCACCAGCCAACCUGUACCAGAUCAUCCGGAGGGCCCUCCGUGCGGGGUCUUUGCUGGGCUGCUCCAUUGCCGUCUCCAGUGCAGCAGAAACAGAAGCUAUGACCAGCUGGAAGUUGGUAAAGAGUCAUGCAUACUCUGUCACAGGGGCUGAAGAGGUGGAUUUUCAUGGGCACCCAGAGAAGCUGAUCAGACUAAGGAAUCCAUGGGGCAAAGUGGAGUGGACAGGGGCCUGGAGCGAUGAUGCACCAGAGUGGAAUUACAUAGACCCCAGGCUGAAGGAGGAGCUGGACAAGAAAGCUGAAGAUGGGGAGUUUUGGAUGGCCUUUGAGGAUUUCUUGACUCAGUUCUCACGCCUGGAGAUCUGCAACUUGUCCCCAGACUCUUUGACCAGUGAGGAGGUGUCCAAGUGGCACAUGGCUCUGUUUAAUGGCUGCUGGACCCGGGGGUCCACUGCUGGGGGCUGCCAGAACUACCCAGCCACUUAUUGGACCAACCCUCAGUUCAAAAUCCUUUUGGAUGAGGUGGAUGACAGCAAUGAGGAGGACAGCAGUGAGCCCUCCUGCACCGUGCUGCUGGGCCUGAUGCAAAAGAAUCGUCGGCGACGGAGGAGGCUUGGGCAGGGACUGCUGAGCAUCGGCUACGCUGUCUACCAGGUUCCCAAAGAUCUGGAGAGCGGUGUGGACACACACCUGGACAGCGACUUCUUCCUCAGCCACCGGCCCUCAGCCUGUUCCAGCACCUAUGUCAACCUGCGCGAGGUCUCCGGCUGGGCCUGGCUGCCCCCGGGAGAGUACUUGGUGAUGCCCUUUACCUUAGAGCCCUUCCAGGACGGCGAGUUCUGCUUGCGGGUGUUCUCAAAGAAGAAGGCUGUGGCCCUGGAGACUGGAGAUGUCGUAGCAGGUGAGCCACAAGAGCCACAUCCCAGUGAGAUGGAGCAAGAAGAUGGUCAGUUCAAGAGCCUGUUUGAGAGACUAGCAGGGCAGGAUUCUGAGAUCAGUGCCAGCAAUCUCAAGGAGAUUCUGAACAGGGUCUUUCUUCAAUGGACAGACAUAAAGUUUGAUGGAUUUGAUAUCAACACCUGCAGGAACAUGAUCAGCCUGCUGGAUAAUAACGAGACGGGCACCUUGGGACUGGUGGAGUUUAAAAUGCUCUGGUUGAAGAUUCGGAAGUAUCUGGAGAUUUAUCAGGAAACUGAUGAAAACCACUGCGGGACCAUUGAUGCCCAUGAGAUGAGGACUGCUCUUAAGAAGGCAGGCUUCACCCUCAGCAGCCAGGUGCAGCAGACCAUUGCCAUGUGGUACGUGAACAGCAAGCUCAGCAUCAACUUUGACAGCUUUAUCGCUUGUAUGAUCUGCCUGGAGGUGCUCUUCAAGAAAUUCAAGCAUCUAGACAAGGAUCAGAAUGGCGCCAUUCAGCUUUCCUUGGCUGAGGAUGUUGUGGACACAAUGGGACAACUCUGCUCAGAUAGCAGCAUGACACAGAGUGUUGUGGACCACAUCGAGGAGACUCUGCUCAGACAGCAGCAGGAGGCAGGCCAUUUUGGACCACAACAGGGCGACUGCAUGGAUCCCAGCAUGAUGCAGGGUAUUGUGGACCACGACAAGAUGACUCUGCUCAGAUCCCAGCAUGAUGCAGGCUGUUGUGGACCACGAUGGGGUGACUCUGUACACAUCACAGCAUGA